This is a messenger RNA of Carassius auratus (goldfish), 2846 nucleotides long. It is a transcript of the gene hadhaa, whose product is annotated as hydroxyacyl-CoA dehydrogenase trifunctional multienzyme complex subunit alpha a. Bases 64 to 2349 code for a protein of 761 amino acids. The record is from RefSeq and is a predicted model, not a curated record. Gene Ontology annotation, molecular function: enoyl-CoA hydratase activity; long-chain (3S)-3-hydroxyacyl-CoA dehydrogenase (NAD+) activity; NAD+ binding. Gene Ontology annotation, cellular component: mitochondrion; mitochondrial fatty acid beta-oxidation multienzyme complex. Gene Ontology annotation, biological process: fatty acid beta-oxidation. Lineage: Eukaryota; Metazoa; Chordata; Actinopteri; Cypriniformes; Cyprinidae. The transcript is spliced from 20 exons.
UGCCCUAAUGGCGUCUGCACGGGCUUGCGCUUGCUAGUGAGCGCGCGCUUGUUCAUGUGAAGGAUGGCGAGUGCGAGAUUCCUGCUGACGCGACGCUGCUGCACAGCUUUAAAAGCUACCACAGGUCAUGGACAGAGAAGUCUAUCCGUAUCAUCAGCUGUGCUAGCUCGCACUCAUGUCAGUUAUGAGGUCAAGGAUAAUGUUGCUGUGGUCCGAAUCAAUGAUCCGACCUCAAAGGUGAAUACUCUGUCCAAGCACAUGCAGGCAGAGAUGGUGGAGGUGAUGAAUGAGAUUUGGGGGAAUUCAGCAGUAAAGAGCGCCGUCCUCAUCUCCAGAAAACCAGGAUGCUUCAUUGCAGGAGCUGACAUCAAUAUGAUUCAGGCCUGCAAGACAGUAGAGGAAGUGACAUCACUUUCACAGGAAGGACAGAAGAUAUUUGACCGGAUUGAGAAAUCACCCAUCCCUAUUGUGGCUGCUAUUAACGGCUCCUGUCUGGGCGGUGGACUGGAGUUUGCCAUUGCAUGUCAGUACCGGAUUGCCACUAAGAGUAAGAAGACGAUUCUAGGCACCCCAGAGGUGAUGCUGGGACUGCUGCCCGGGGCUGGAGGGACACAGAGGCUGCCCAAAAUGGUUGGCCUUCCCGCUGCGUUUGAUAUGAUGCUGACCGGCAGGAACAUAAAGCCAGACAAAGCCAAAAAAAUGGGGCUCGUACAUCAGCUGGUGGAUCCUCUGGGCCCAGGACUGAAGAGUCCAGAAGAGAGGACCAUCGAGUACCUGGAGGAAGUGGCUGUUGAUUUUGCUAAAGGUCUUGCUGGUAAAAAAGUCACAGUGGAAAAGAAGAAAGGACUCGUGCAGAAGAUACAGGAUUUUGUAAUGGGUCUGCCACCGGUCAGGAAACAGAUCUACAAAACUGUCCACAGUAAAGUCAUGAAACAGAGUAAAGGGCUUUAUCCCGCGCCACUGAAGAUUAUAGAGUGUAUCCAGACGGGCGUUGAGAAAGGAAACACUGCUGGAUAUCUGACUGAAUCUCAGAACUUUGGCAAGCUGGCGAUGACAUCAGAGUCCAGAGCUCUGAUUGGCCUAUAUCAUGGUCAGGUGACGUGCAAAAAGAACCACUUUGGGCAGCCUGAGAGAGAAGUGAAAAAGCUGGCUGUCCUGGGAGCGGGGCUUAUGGGAGCAGGCAUUGCUCAGGUAACGAUAGACAAGGGUGUGGCCACCAUCUUAAAAGACACAACAGAGGAAGGACUUGCAAGAGGUCAUCAACAGGUGUACAAGGGUCUUAACGACAAAACAAAAAAGAAGAGUCUGACGACAUUCGAGAGAGAUGGGAUUAUGUCAUUGCUCUCAGGACAGCUGGACUACCGUGACUUUGAGAAGGCUGACAUGGUCAUUGAAGCCGUGUUUGAAGACCUGUCAAUCAAACAUAAAGUGGUGAAGGAGGUUGAGGCCGUGAUUCCUCCUCACUGUAUCUUUGCCACCAACACAUCCGCUCUGCCAAUCAAAGACAUUGCAGCAGCCAGUAAGAGACCUGAAAAGGUGAUAGGGAUGCACUAUUUCUCUCCGGUGGAUAAAAUGCAACUGCUAGAAAUCAUCACCACCAAUAAAACCUCCAAAGACACAACUGCAUCUGCUGUGGCUGUUGGGCUUAAACAGGGAAAGGUCAUCAUAGUCGUGGGGGAUGGUCCAGGGUUUUAUACCACUCGUUGUCUAGCACCUAUGUUAGCCGAGGCCGUUCGAGCACUGCAGGAAGGAGUUGGGCCCAAGAAACUGGAUUCUCUGACAACAGGAUUCGGGUUUCCUGUCGGUGCGGCGACACUUGCUGACGAGGUCGGUAUUGACGUGGCGGCUCAUGUUGCAGAAGAUCUCGGCAAGGCUUUUGGAACGCGAUUUGGAGGAGGAAAUGUUGAGGUCUUGAAGAUGAUGGUCCAAAAAGGGUUCAAAGGUCGCAAGUCUGGAAAGGGUUGUUACGUGUAUGGAGCAAAGUCGAAAGAAAAGAAGGUGAACUCUGGAGCUGAAGAAAUUCUCAAAAGCUUCAAGCUAACAGCGCCCCCUGCUGUCUCUGCCGACGAGGAUAUUCAGUACAGACUUGUGUCCCGAUUCGUAAACGAGGCCAUACUGUGUCUAGAGGAAGGCAUUUUGCCUGACCCUGUACAGGGAGACAUCGGAGCGGUGUUUGGGCUUGGGUUCCCACCAUGCUUGGGAGGCCCGUUUCGUUUUGUCGAUUCACACGGAGCUGACAAACUUGUUCAAAAAAUGAAGCGCUUUGAGGAGGUUUAUGGUAAUCAGUUCACUCCCUGCCAGCUGCUCCUUGACCACGCCAAAGACUCCAGCAAGAGGUUCCACAAGUGAAAAUGUGUCACCGUAACUUUGUGAUCUCAACAUUCAGGAUCUUUUCACAAAAAAUUUCACAUUCACUCACUUAAGGUAGUGCAUUAUAAAAAAAAUAAAAAAAUUACAAUUAUUUGUGUUUUAUGAUUAGUGGGUUAAAAAGCAGAUGUUUUCUAACUUGGCCUGUACAUAAUUUAAACGUUUAUUAAUGUGGUUAAAGAAAAGAUAAUUAUGUAAAAUCCCUCUAAAGACAUUUGUUCUCAACACGAACUCUAUUUUUUAAGAAUUUAACAGUAGCAUAUUUAAUGGCAUUAUUCAGCUAAAUAUAACAUCUGUUCCCUGUAGAAUAAUUUCUGAACGUUGCAGCUACAUUUUUGUUUUAACCAUUGUGCCUAAGGAUAUCUCCAAGUUGAGCUGGAGGCAGAAACUUGUGUGUUAUUAUUUGUUGUUGUUUUUUGUGGCAUAGUGGUUGUGUUUGUUUGCAAAUGAUUCUUCUAUAAUAAACUUAACCAACAAAA